Arachis stenosperma is the source of this 970-nucleotide messenger RNA. RefSeq names its product PLAT domain-containing protein 3-like. The transcript has 2 exons. The record is from RefSeq and is a predicted model, not a curated record. NCBI's taxonomy places the organism in Eukaryota, Viridiplantae, Streptophyta, Magnoliopsida, Fabales, Fabaceae. The coding region runs from base 123 to 737 and encodes 204 amino acids. Gene Ontology annotation, molecular function: protein binding.
CUUACAAUAGUCACGUGUCCUAGUCGUGGUUAAGAUAAAUUACAAAAUCCAUUGUGUUUUCCUUUUUACCGUACAUAUUACCAUGUGUGCCACAUGAUGCACGCUCCAGUAGUCCUCUAUUUAUGAGACCAACUUUUUUCAACUCAAACAACAGAGCUUCGAUGGCACUCUCCACAAGGUUCCUCCAUCUCCUCUUCCUCCUCUCUCUAUGCUUCAUCACCACAACCGUCAGAUCCGACGAUGAUUGUGUCUACACGGUUUACAUCAGAACCGGUUCAAUCAUAAAGGGAGGAACCGAUUCAAUAAUCGGUCUCAAGCUAUACGACCAGUACGGCUACGGCAUAUACAUAAAAAACUUGGAAGCAUGGGGUGGGUUGAUGGAUCCCGGUUACAACUACUAUGAGAGGGGCAAUUUGGACAUUUUCAGUGGCAGAGGCCCGUGUUUGAACGGGCCUGUUUGCGCUGUUAACUUGACUUCCGAUGGGUCUGGAAACCACCACGGCUGGUACUGCAACUACGUCGAGGUAACUACCACUGGGGCCCACAUACCCUGUGCCCAGCAAGAGUUUACUAUUGAGCAGUGGCUCGCUACCGAUACUUCGCCCUACGAACUAUGGGCCGUGAGGAACUACUGUAAUAGUGAUAUCAGUAAGGCCCGUGUCAGGCCCGCCGGCCCAGAUGGUGGUGAUAAGUUGAGGUCCGGGUUCUCUAUUGUGGACUCUGCAGUGCGUGUGUAGGGAUGGGGUGUGUGUUUUUAACUUGUGUUGUUGUGGUAUGUGGUCAUUUUUCAGAGUGUGUUUUUUAUUUUAUUUUAUUUUUUUUUAGUAGUGUUGGGACCAUGGUUGUGGUGGUGGUGGAAAAAUAGAGAUGGCCAAAUCGGAAUUGAUCGCCAGGUUCAGUAGUCAAAGAACCUGUAUCCAUCUUUGUUAUUAUUUUGUCUGAAUAAAGAUUUGGCAUAACCAAUUACCAA